AUGCCUGGUUGUUCCCUUGGUGGGUGGCGGGCCCGGGGGUCCCGUGAACACACCAUUUAUACCUCGCUAAGGAAGUAUACAUACGCAUACACUUCGCGUCGAGACGCUGUCAAUUCUGGUAUCUACAUCUGGGCAAAAGUAUUGGAUCCUUUUAGCAAUGAAAGUCGGCGUUUCAUCUACAGCAACGUCAAGGUCAGGCUGGUCGCCCUCAACCCAAUGGAAGGUGUCCGUGACGAGAAGGAGCAGAGAAGGUUUGGAAGAAAACACGAGUUUUCAAGGAUGCUUCAAACGCUCUCACAGCAGACCAUGCGGUCACAACGGAAAAUCCUUGGAUAG
This is a messenger RNA of Coprinopsis cinerea okayama7#130, 336 nucleotides long. RefSeq lists its product as hypothetical. The coding region runs from base 1 to 336 and encodes 111 amino acids. The transcript is spliced from 4 exons. NCBI's taxonomy places the organism in Eukaryota, Fungi, Basidiomycota, Agaricomycetes, Agaricales, Psathyrellaceae. The record is from RefSeq and is a predicted model, not a curated record.